GAGGUCAUUCACAAGUUCUUUUUUUAUCCCAGCUGACUUUACGCUGGCAGGAAAAGCACACAACAAUGGUAGUGGCCAAACUCCAAUGAGUUAGUGUUGCGGGAUGCUAUACAACCGACGUCGUUAAUAAUUACCAAGGAUUAGUUACAGUAAUAAUUAGCUGGCUAGCGCUUCGAAGCUAAACUAACAUAACGGCACAGUAAUCCGUCAAACGGUCCACUUGACUUCAGCUGACGUCAACAGGUUCGUGAGCCCCUUGGUUUUCACUGCACUGCUGCUCCUCGUGGUGCUCUCCAGGCAGCAGAGCCAUGUCAGCACUGUGUUUUGGGGGCUGGUGUGUUGUGUCACUCCCACGAGGAAAGAGUGAAUGCAAUCGCCUCUUUACUUUGUCUCUUUGGAAAUAAAAACUUGACCUCUCCCUGCUGCAUGACACGGGGUCAGGAGCUGUCCCAGUCAUCUCACCUGAUCCGACACUCCAUCAUCUACUGAUCCUCUGAUCUGCCAGCAUGGCUAACUCAGACUCUGUCAAUGUCCGGGUCCUCUCUCUGAACUGCUGGGGGAUCCGCUACGUGAGCAAACACACUCUUCAGCGCUAUGCCAUGAUUGGAGAUAUGCUGUGCAAGGAAGAGCAUGAUGUUGUCUUACUGCAAGAGGUGUGGAGUGAGAAGGACUAUCUCUCCUUGAAAAAGAAACUUGCCUGUAGUCAUCCUCACUCUCAUCACUUCAAAAGUGGAGUCAUCGGCAGUGGACUGGCCAUUUUCUCCAAACACAGAAUCCAUGAGACGUUUCUAUACCGCUACUCACUGAAUGGUUAUCCCUACAUGGCUCAACAUGGCGACUGGUUUGGAGGUAAAGCUGUUGGGAUGGCGGUCUUAAAAUUCGGCAGCCUGACUGCAAACGUCUACGUGACUCAUCUGCAUGCAGAGUACUGCAGAGACAAGGACUCCUACCUACCUCACCGCGUGGUUCAGGCCUGGGAGCUGCAGCAGUUCGUUCGCCACACCUCUGUUGGAGCAGACGUGGUGAUUCUAGGUGGCGACCUCAACAUGCACCCUCAGGACCUCGGCAACAGACUACUGAUGUCUUACACUGGACUCCGAGACUCUUAUUUAGAGUCUGCUAAAUUUGACGGAUGUGAGAAUGGUAUGACUCUCAUAGCUGACAACCCUUUUAUCGAUAAAAAGGAGCUCGCUCCCUUUGAGAAAGGAAUUCGAAUCGACUACAUCCUGUUCAAGGGAUCUUCCAAAACGGACGUUUAUUGUGAUUUCAUGUCGACCACCAAAGGCGCCGUCCACGACCAUCCGUUCCCGUACUCGGACCACGAGGCUCUGACUUCUGUGUUGAGACUUGAGACCCAAACUCCAACUGAGACCGAGUGUGACGGGCAAAGAGCAUCAAAGGAGCAGGACUCUGCUGCAGGCAAGGUGGCUGAGUUGGUGGACAUUGUGACCGAGGCGCGUACUGAAGUCAAAGUGGGCUUGCACUGCGCUGAGAGGAUGCGCUACACGGCGUCACGUACCGGAGUGAUGGGGCUGGCUCUGCUGUUUCUGGAGCUGGCCAUCGCCGCUGUGCCCUGGUUGGCCCUGGGAGCAGAGCAACCUUUCCCUCGUACCUCCUUCUACCUGCUGGCUGCGCUGUGCUUCGCCAUCCUGAUCACCACCGCUCUGCUGUACGUCUUCUACACCAUGGAGCUGAAAUCUCUUCAGGGGGCUGAAGACCAGAUGAGGCUGGCUGUAGGAAGUCUGCAAGAGAAGCUCCGGGGUUUCCCGCUGGCUCAGCCCCACAACGCCCAUCUGAGACCCCCAGUGGGUCCCGAGCCCGGCGUCUUUAACCCCGAGGAGUAGAACGGGAGCAGACCGGCUCAACUGAAAGAAGCACCUUGAUGUGAGCUUCACAUCAAGGUACUUGAGGAGGUUUUAUCCUGUGAAUGUGUUGUAUGCUCUUGAGAUUUAGAUUUUCACUGCUGAAUGAGUUUCCAAAGAACGUUUCUGAAAGUAGUGCAGGACACACGCUUUGAUCUUCUUUUUUUGUACUUUUUAUAUACUCGUCUUCAGCCUGUUAUGCCCGUAGAUUACCCUCAAUGCACCGCUCCCUGUUGCAUAGCAUAACACGUCUGUGCUACUGCUGUUCCUAAAGGUCGUCAAGGGGACCGUCUGGGUUUCUUAAGCCUCUAGUCAGACCUGCAUUCCACCCUCCGGUAGUUUCAGCGGGACCAGUUGUUUCUGUUUCUUUUUAUUUUCAUGCUUCCCUUUCGUGAUUCGGACAGAAUUGUCGUGGGUCCAGACUGUUUGCAGAUUUUACCUUUUCAACCUUUUUAUAGACGCCCUGUGGUCUCCACAGAACUGAAGAAACAGACACUCCGAAUGUUGAAGAUUUACUUCUUUUUUUUGACAGUAACAUUUUUUUUUUCUCUGCAGGAUUGUGGAGAGCUUCCAGUGGCACUUAAAAAACAUGAUCCUAUGCACCAGUUCAAACUUACCAUUGUCGUAUUGAAGGGAAAAGGGGAUGAACUUUAUCGGCAUGUCUCGUUCACUUGUCCUGCACUACGAAGUGUCUUUAUGUAUCAUCAUGUUAUCACAUGAUGAUUUCUGUGCAGUAGAAAAUGUGCAGUGCACUCCGUCGACUAACCCGAUAAAACACAUCUUUUCAUGUAGGAUAGGCAAUUACUUAAUGAUUUUAAAAAGGCUGUAAAACAGUAUUAUGACUCACCAGAAGCCUAACAAUGACUGAUCAUUUUUAAACCUUAUUAUUUCACCUCGAUGUUUGAAAGGCACUCGUUAGUUCUUAAUUUAGUAACUGAUGUAGAAUUUAAAAAAACACUUGAUGUUCAUUCCAACUGAAAAUUGUGAUGGGCAUGAUUAUGAAAGCAAUAAUAAAGACUUUAUACUCUC
This is a messenger RNA of Cyclopterus lumpus (lumpfish), 2891 nucleotides long. RefSeq names its product sphingomyelin phosphodiesterase 2b (gene smpd2b). The record is from RefSeq and is a predicted model, not a curated record. Bases 507 to 1844 code for a protein of 445 amino acids. The transcript is spliced from 12 exons. Lineage: Eukaryota; Metazoa; Chordata; Actinopteri; Perciformes; Cyclopteridae. Gene Ontology annotation, cellular component: cytoplasm. Gene Ontology annotation, molecular function: sphingomyelin phosphodiesterase activity.